Messenger RNA from Triplophysa dalaica, 1758 nucleotides. It is a transcript of the gene rhbdl2, whose product is annotated as rhomboid, veinlet-like 2 (Drosophila). The transcript is spliced from 8 exons. Bases 288 to 1175 code for a protein of 295 amino acids. Gene Ontology annotation, cellular component: membrane. The record is from RefSeq and is a predicted model, not a curated record. Gene Ontology annotation, molecular function: serine-type endopeptidase activity. NCBI's taxonomy places the organism in Eukaryota, Metazoa, Chordata, Actinopteri, Cypriniformes, Nemacheilidae.
GGAAGCUCAGGUAGAGAGUGCAGUCUACCAAACUUUUGCAGGUCAGAGGUUGUUUAUUUCAGAAAAGUCGACAUCACAGACCCCCCAUUUAGAUGAAAGAGGAAGGAAGACUGUAACCGGAAAAGCUGGAUGCAAGACUAUAAAUAUUGUCAGCACGUACGUCUUUAGGUCCUAGGGAGCUUCGCAACGGGUUCUGCAUGUAUAUUAUACUGAAAGAUUUAAAGGUUUAUUUUAUUCGUGUGUUUUUUUUUGAGAGGUGACGGGGAGAAGACAAAUAAGAUAGAGAAAUGGACAAUGACAUUGAAGAACAGGACACAUUUCCGGUGGAGAGGGACGGAGAAGAUGAGAAUCAAGGAACUCAAAGGAGACGGGGACGGCGGGUGGAGAAAUUUCAAAAGAAUGUUUCUAAAUGGAUGCUGCCCGAAGAGCUACAAGAGACGUAUUUGGAGCGAGCCAACUGCUGCCCUCCUCCUAUCUUCAUCAUCCUUGUCAGCAUAGUAGAGUUGGGAGUGUUCAUCUACUAUGCAGUAUGGAAGCCCCAGAAGCAAUGGAUAACUAUAGGAGUGGGAAUCUGGGAGAGUCCUCUUACCUACAAACCUGAACUUCGUGAACAGGCGUGGAGGUUUAUAUCCUACAUGUUUGUGCACGCUGGGGUGGAACAUAUCAUGGGUAACUUGCUGAUGCAGCUACUUCUGGGCAUUCCUCUGGAGCUGGUGCAUAAGGGCUUUGAAGUGGGCAUGGUCUAUAUGGCUGGGGUACUUGCAGGGUCUCUUGCCAGCUCCAUUUUUGAUCCUCGCAGCGCCCUUGUGGGGGCCUCGGGUGGUGUGUAUGCCCUUAUGGGUGGUUACUUCAUGAACGCUGUGGUGAAUUUCAAGGAAAUGAGUCUGGUUUUCGGAAUUUUUCGCAUCCUAAUGAUUGUUCUGAUUGUUGGGACAGAUGUUGCCUUUGCUCUGUACAGAAGAUUUCUUACUGAUGACAGUGGCAUGAAGGUCUCUUUUGUGGCCCACAUUGGGGGUGGAGUAGCAGGCAUGACCAUUGGUUAUGUGUUCUUCACUAACUACAAUAAAAAACUCCUAAAAGACCCACGCUUCUGGAUGUGUAUCGUGGGAUACAUUGCCUUCCUUUUAUUUGCUGUCAUUUUUAAUAUCUUUUUGUCACCGGCAUCCUCAAUGUAAGGGUGUUUAUAUGUAAUGGUUAAAGCCAUACCAUUGUUCACAUUGGAUCAACAAGUUUUAUGACUGUAAAGCUAGAUGCUACAACACUAAACAAAGAAAGUUUGGUAUUUGACUUUAUAUAUUUAAUUCACAUAACAAUGUUAAAUUUACAUUUACAAGUCCAAAGAAUGUUUUAAUAUGAUGUUUUGUACUUUGUGUAUUCUCUUGUUUGUUUUUAUUAUGGACCAUAAAUGUUUAUCAUAUGUUAUGAAAUUACUUUAUAGUUUUAGCUAUUGUAACUUAUUUUGUUGCUUUUACCAAAAACUAUUUGUAGAUGGUAGCACUGCUCAGCAUGUGCCAGACCUUUACCUAAGAUCACCACUUUUAGUUUUAACAUAGUGUUGCAUAAGCCCUUGACCUGUCAACCAUAUGAAAUUGUGUCAUAUAAAUGUUAAUGUCAUCAAUUACAUUACAUUUGUACCUCUAGUUAUCAUUUCGUAGUUUAGAGAUUUGAUGUUAAUUGUUUUUCUCCUCUAUUGGUUAAAACUUUCUUAGGUUCUGUUUGGAUAAUAACGAUUAUUUUUUAAUAAAAUUUUAAACCGAA